Branchiostoma floridae (Florida lancelet) is the source of this 2176-nucleotide messenger RNA. RefSeq lists its product as uncharacterized. The record is from RefSeq and is a predicted model, not a curated record. The coding region runs from base 1371 to 1811 and encodes 146 amino acids. Lineage: Eukaryota; Metazoa; Chordata; Leptocardii; Amphioxiformes; Branchiostomatidae. The transcript is spliced from 3 exons.
ACUAAUUCCACAUCAAACAAUAUCGACGUGUUUCUGGCACAGUAGAAUCUGUGUAAUCUCCAAGCAGAUCCUACAAUGGCAUAAGAUAGUACCAAACUGGCCAAGGAGAGUAGUCAGCCAAGAGGUGUCCAUUUGUCAUGUAGCAAAACACACUCCUAAGCCGGCGUCACUCCUCUGACAGCUUUUGAUACUAUCUUAUGCUACCGUAGGAUUUGCUUGGAGAUUAGAAUUUGCAUAUGUAGGAGGAUUUAGGAGGAAUCCAGUAUCAACAACAUGCUGAUGAUGUAUUUUCAACAAACUUACUGAUAUGCAGCUUCUAUCAUCACAUGGAACAUUGUGCAUGCACUACAUUACUGUAACAACACGGAGAUUUUAAUUACUACUUGUUGUAACCUUAAGUGAUAAUUAAACAGAAAUAAUGCGUAGAUAGAUUUAAAGUAAUAAUGCAUUUUAAGUUAUUACCAACAUUAGACAAGAUCAGUAAGUACAGCCUAUGCAAUAAGUUUCACGAUUUUAUAAUUUCAAUAGAUUUUAACGAACUGUUAGGUAUAGUAGAUGAUUUUACAACAAAUAUCCUGACUAUUCUUAACUUAAAAGAUCAGUUGUGUUGGUAGAAGUAAUUCUAGAUAAAGUCGAAAAUUUGGGUAAGUCCAAUCUCUUUUCAAAAUACAGUUAAACUCCAUUCAGAAUGACUUUUAUUACCAACACUAAUGAACUUUGGUGGGUCAAAUUUUUUGUGUUGAAAAAUGAAAUCACAGUUCAACUUUAUCCAGAAUGUUGGUUACUUGUUAGCUAUUCGUAUCGACCGAAAGUCCAUUGUAUAUGCAUUGUAAUUCGGCCAACUAUGCAUAUCGAGUUGACCGCAAGAUUGUAAAGAUCUAAAGUUUGAAUAUUUGAAUAAAACCAAACGUUUUCAAGUUUCGAAAUGGAAUGCAAUACUUUUGAAAAGCUGCAGGGGUCGCUUAGACCAUGCGUGGCCUUCAAUCCAUUGUCCAUGGCUGGCCAUGCGUAUUAAACGACCUAAAGUACGUCAUAACACAGGGACUGAGUCAUUAUUGUGCAAACCUGUACGGGCUACACGUUUAUCUGUUCACGAAAAUGCCUCCUACUCUCUUACAGAUCCUCUGUCGAGUUUAUUGAAAUUUUCUUAAGGUUGGCACUCAAUGAAACAAUGCUUUAUCCGCUGGAAACGUGGUAAUAUAGUCUUCUAAGCUUCUAAGCAAGUCUUUGUUGAGGAAACUGCCAACGUCACCCCCUCCCACGGCGGAAACAUUACAACAAAAUCAACAGCUUAAAAGAAGAAGGACGUCCUUCUACCUGGUAGUAUCUGUCUCGGACUACCCGUCUUGUUGUAAUCUGUACCAAGCAGCAUGGAUACCGGACCGCCUCCGCCGUACCCUCAAGCUGUGUACGCCGGAGAACAACCGACGGGACCCCCUCUACAAAACGGCGCCUAUCCGUACCAACAAGAUGGGGUCAGUUUUCAACAGGUUCCCCCUCCAGUUACCACCCAGCCGGUUGUCACCCCACAAGGUGUCCUAGUGGAGGAACAUGCGGCGGCACCUGGCGCUGUGGCUGCGGCACACAUGCACGGCAAGAAGAAGCGUCACAGGCACGGCGGCUCAGGCGGGUGGUGCGGCUUUUGCUACUGCGGUACAUGUCCCGACUGUGACUGUUGUGACUGCGGCGACUGUGACUGCUGUGACUGUGGCGACUGCGGCGACUGUGACUGCGGGGGCUGUGACUGCGGGGGUUGUGAUUGCGGGAGUUGUGGGGACUGUUUGUCUGUGUUGUGCUGUUUCCUGGAGUAGCGGUGGAUACUUGUACAGGAAAUUCAGGUCCAGGUCCGGUUUUAGUCCAGAGGAUCAGGGCCAGGUCCGGACCUGAACCUGGACCUAGUUGCCAGUGAAAACUUGUAAAUGGACAGUACUAACAACAAUUGUCCAUUUCGCCAGCAAGGAAUCUGUUUGAUGGAGUAUCCGCAGCUUCCAUUGGCCUUUUGAAAUUCUAUAUUCUUGUGAAGAACGCUAAGUUUGACCUUAAAAACUCUAUUCUACUUCGGUCUUGUUAUUUUCUUGGAUCGAUAGGCCCCAAACAUAUGGAAGCCUGCCGAUAUAAUCUGUUCAAUUUUUACUCGGUCCAACAUCCGGUCACAGAUUUUUCAGGUCCGUUUAUU